Thalassophryne amazonica is the source of this 908-nucleotide messenger RNA. Its product is annotated as aquaporin-8-like. Gene Ontology annotation, cellular component: plasma membrane. The coding region runs from base 128 to 418 and encodes 96 amino acids. NCBI's taxonomy places the organism in Eukaryota, Metazoa, Chordata, Actinopteri, Batrachoidiformes, Batrachoididae. The transcript is spliced from 3 exons. The record is from RefSeq and is a predicted model, not a curated record. Gene Ontology annotation, biological process: water transport; transmembrane transport. Gene Ontology annotation, molecular function: water channel activity.
CUGUUGUUUUAUUUUUUUCUUCCAGGCGAUAUAUCCCUCUCUGAUUUACACAACGGCACUUGGCGGCGCAUUUACUACAUUGAAAAAUGGCAACAAUUUGGGCGGAGCCACGGUGGCAGAGACUGUGAUGAGCCUUUUUCUCACCUCGGUGGUGUGCAUGGGGGCUGUCAACAGCCGGACUAGUUCGAUACUGGCCCCUUUCUGCAUCGGCCUCACUGUGACGGCCUGCAUCCUGGCCGGAGGGUCCGUGUCUGGGGCCUGUAUGAACCCUGCUCGGGCCUUUGGUCCUGCUGUAGCUGCAGGUUACUGGGACCAGCAGUGGGUCUACUGGGUCGGACCCACCUGCGGUGCGCUGCUCACGGCCUUCUUCAUCAGAUUGAUGCUUGGUGACCAGAAGACCCGCGUUGUGUUGAAGUGAAUGAAGAUGGAAAGAAACAAAAACUUGCUUCAUGAAAACAUUUUAAUUUGGAUGUUAUGGGGAAAAAAAAAUUAUGCACAACUUUUAAAAAAUUCACACUUUGUCAGAAUGUAGGUUGUCAUUCCACACAGUAAAAAUAAAUAUGCAAGUUUCUAUGAGUUUAGCUAAAAUCACUUUAUUUUGACACUAUCCAGGGAUUUUUAAUGCAUAUAAUCUACUGAAUGUAAUAUAUAUAUAUAUAUAUUUUUUUUUUUUCUACAAAAAUGGUUCACUAAGUAAAUGUUUAACUAAGUAAAUGUUUAAAAUUUGUGACGUCACCAAGUUCAAAGAAACCUGCCCAACAGGUCGUAAUGGACUUUGGACUAAAGUGUGUCAUUAAAACAAAACAUCUCUGGGGGAAGAAAAAAAAUAGAAUCAAAAACUUGAUGAGCAUGUUGGAUUUAUAAAUUUGUGAGAACAAACAUUUACAUUUAUACUGACUUUAUUAAUU